This is a messenger RNA of Prinia subflava (tawny-flanked prinia), 2877 nucleotides long. It is a transcript of the gene TMEM170B, whose product is annotated as transmembrane protein 170B. Gene Ontology annotation, biological process: negative regulation of canonical Wnt signaling pathway. Gene Ontology annotation, cellular component: plasma membrane. The transcript has 3 exons. Bases 536 to 934 code for a protein of 132 amino acids. The record is from RefSeq and is a predicted model, not a curated record. Lineage: Eukaryota; Metazoa; Chordata; Aves; Passeriformes; Cisticolidae.
CCUGCGCGGGGCCGCCCUCCCGCUCCCGCUCCCGCUGCCGCUGCCCCGGUCCCGCCGCUCCCUGCCCCUCCCCUCCGGCCGCCGCUGCCGUCCGGCCCCGGGAGCCUCCCGCUGCCGCCGCUGCUCCCGCAUGGAGCCGCCCGCCUGAGGGACGGCCCGCGGCCGCCCCGCCCUCGCUCCAGGUGAUGCCGGUGACCGGGGUGACGAUGCCGCCGGCGAGGCGGCGGCGACCACUGCUGAUGGAGAAGGCGGAGACGGCGGCGAUGAUGAUGAUGGUGAUGAUGAUGAUGGUGAUGAUGGGCUCCGCCGCCCGGCCCUGCCCCUGAGCGGCGGGGAAGCACCAGCGGCCGCCUCCCCUCCUCGCCCGAGAUCGCCCGGCUCCCCGCGGCCGCCGCCUCCCCCUCUCCGGCCUCGAUGUCUCCACCGCGGCGCGGAGCUCCCUUCGCCGCCUCCCCGCCCUCUCGCUCCUCGCCGCCGCCGCCUCCCGCCCGCCCCGCGGUCCGGCGGCUGCCGGACCCCGCCCGGCGGCGGCACCAUGAAGGUGGAAGCGGGAGACAACUCCAUGAUCAACCUGUCGGUGCAGCAAGUGCUGAGCCUGUGGGCUCACGGCACCGUCCUCCGCAGCCUCACGGAGAUGUGGUACUGGGUUUUCCUCUGGGCGCUCUUCUCCUCUCUCUUUGUCCAUGGUGCUGUGGGAGUAUUAAUGUUUGUGAUGCUGCAGAGGCAUAGGCAGGGGAGGCUGAUCUCUGUCAUUGUGGUCAGCAUUGGAUUUCUGGGCUCUGUAACUGGAGCAAUGAUAACCAGUGCUGCAGUAGCUGGAAUUUACAGAGUAGCAGGAAAGAAUAUGGCUCCCCUGGAAGCUCUUGUCUUUGGUGUUGGACAGACAGUACUGACAUUAAUUAUCUCAUUUUCAAGAAUUCUUGCAACGCUUUGAAACUUAUGUAGAAAGAGGGGAGAAAAACGUCUUUCAUCUGGAGAGAAGCUUCCUGACGGUGGAUUCAUCAGCUUACGAACUCGAAUUCUAGCGCAAGAGGGCGGAAGCUGUGUGGCAAGCGCACUCCAGCUGUGGAGGCUCAGUGAAAUGAACAGGCUGUCCUCUGGCGCCGGGACUGCUGCGCUCUGCGCUGCGCCCUAACGUGCCUCUGUGGCGGGCAGGGAUCGAUCGCUGUGUGCCCAGCAGCCCGGGAGCGCCUCCAGCAGCUGCGGCAGCUCCGUGCGCCGAGAUGGCAUCGCUGUCCCCAACACCCGGGAAUGAAACAGAGAGGGGCUGUCCUGGAAAGGUGCUGCGUGCGCCAGACUUGGGCUUUAGUUCUGAGCGGGUGGCUGGGUGAGCUCUGGAAUGUAGAAGAAUUCUGUGAAUGUGCACAAUUCUCCUUGAAUUCAGGUGAAAUAGCAAGGUGACUGACUUUUGUGUAUUAGAAGAACCUCUCUGAAUGCUGAAUAUUUUUGUUCAGCAUUCAAAACAAGUGUUAGAUCUGUUCCAAAAUGUAGAUUAAUUUUGAUGGGGUUUAAGAACCACAGCUUUGACAACCCUGCUAGAAUUAGCACGAUGUGAAGAAUGGCUCGUGGCAGUUUUCUUCUUUGGCACAUUUCUUAGUGAUGUUAGCCUGUCAGAAAUCAGGAGUUUGAGGAGACCGUAUGAAGGUUACUAAGUACAAGCUCUUAUUGUAUGCACAAACAAAUCUUAAACUGAUGUUUUCCUCAAAAUUACUUUGUCUUAAACAUACAGAUGGUCACCAGCCCUUCUGCACACCUCAGAAAAAGGGUACUCAUUGCAAAUAAACUCCCUAUAUUUAAUUAAGCACUGGUAGGAUCCUUACCCCUACAUGGAUUCUGUAAGGAACACACAAAUAGAAGAAACUGUCAGAGAAUACACCUAUGAGGAAAAUGGAGAGGGGUAACAAUACAGUAUGUUGAUACUCUACAGAACAAAAAUAUUAAGUGUAAUAAAAAAGUUACCAUCCUCCAAAAACUUGUAAGCAGGGCAGCACUAAUGUAUUUACUACCUUGUUUCUGAAGACUUUGUGUCUUUGGAAAGAUUAAGAUACCUGGAACUUUCAAAUACUUAGCUUUCAGUAGUUUGUGCUUUUCUAGUUUAAAAGGGACUGAGUGGUGUUGUGCAUGUGAAAUGUCAUAAAUGUGAGUGUUUGGAGUAAAGAGAAAUUUUAAGUCUAAUGACUAAUUAAUUAUGAAAUACAAAAUUUAAAGGGCAUAAAGUUCAGUGAAGAAUAAGGAAUCCUUUACAUCUUUUCCCAGCUAAAUGCUUUUCAGCAGUUGUCUUGUAAUGAUGAUGGGGAGUAAAUCACUCAAAGGUUUUGCUGUUAUGAUGUCAAAAAGGAUGUCUUUCAGGACUGUCACAAACACUGGCACCUACUACACACCUAAAAGAGUAUGUUUAAAAUACAACUUGCAAUCCAGUCAUUGCUUAGUAUUUCUAAAUAUAAUGAAUUAACCUGUCUGCCUUUAUCUUAUUCCACAUUUCUUUAAAGUACUAGGAAUAUUAUUUGUUUUCUUUAAAAGCAUCAAAGCCUUGUUUGGAAAGCAUCCAGAGUUAUGGGCUUUGCAGGGAACAAGUUAAAAUAUAGGUUUAUAAACAUUUUCAGUGUUAUUUUUACUUCUAAUUGCUUUAAAAAUGUGACUGAAUACAUAUGCUCUCACUGUUUUUGAAUGUCUUCAAAAACUUUUUUGUGGCUUGUUUUUAUGUCUUUUGUCUUUUACUUUCUGCUUAUACUUUUUGGCACAGAACCAUUGCACUUUAGUACACAAUGAAAUUGACAGCUGUAACAAGCAAUUGAAACUUCUCCCCAUUGUCUUAAAUUGUGAGAAAACUGGUUUCAGGUAUUUAAGUCAAAUUGAAAAAUAAAGUAAUUGAAGAUA